Messenger RNA from Psammomys obesus (fat sand rat), 3500 nucleotides. RefSeq names its product caspase-12-like. The record is from RefSeq and is a predicted model, not a curated record. Gene Ontology annotation, biological process: regulation of apoptotic process; proteolysis. Gene Ontology annotation, molecular function: cysteine-type endopeptidase activity. Lineage: Eukaryota; Metazoa; Chordata; Mammalia; Rodentia; Muridae.
GCAGACCAUUUCCGAGAUCGCUUUCACUUUUGUUAUUUCUUAUGUCCAGAGAGCCUGCACAGCCAUGGCGGCCAAGAGAAUACAUGAAAGAGAUCCAAUCUACAAGAUCAAGGGUUUGGCCAAGGACAUGCUGGAUGGGGUUUUUGAUGACUUGGUGGAAAAGAAUGUUUUAAACAGAGAUGAAAUACUCAGAAUAGGAGAAGGUGCAAGCUUCAUCCUUAACAAUGCUGAGAACCUCGUUGAGAACAUCUUUGAGAAAACAGAAAUGGCAGGCAAAAUACUUGCAGGCCACUUUGUCAAUUCCAAGAAACAGCUGAGAUUAAAUAUAUCCAGUGAUGGAGAAGGAAGGCCGAACACGUCUGGCCUCAUCAUCUGCAACAAAAAGUUUGACUACCUUUUUGAUAGAGAUGAUGCCGAGGUAGACAUUUUGAAUAUGCAAGAACUACUUCAUAACCUUGGAUACUCAGUUGUAUUAAAGGAAAACCUUACAGCUCAGGAAAUGAAGACUGAACUAAUCGAGUUUGCUGGCCGUCCAGAGCACCAGUCCUCUGAUAGCACGUUCCUGGUGUUUAUGUCCCAUGGCAUCCUGGAAGGAAUCUGUGGGGUGAAGCACAGAAACAGAAAGCCAGAUGUUCUUCAUGACGACACCAUCUUCACAAUUUUCAACAACUCCAACUGUAGGAAUCUGAGAAACAAACCCAAGGUCCUCAUCAUGCAGGCCUGCAGAGGCAGUCAAGAUGGAAUUAUUUGGGUAUCCACAAGCAAAGGAAUAGCCACUGCUGAUACAAAUGAUGAGCGCAAGCUAAACUAUAAAUGGAAUAAGAGCAUAACAAAGGCCCAUGUGGAAAAGGAUUUUAUUGCUUUUAAGUCUUCUACCCCUCAUAAUAUUUCUUGGAAAGUAAGCAAGAGUGGGUCUCUCUUCAUUUCCAAACUCAUCGACUGCUUCAAAAAGUACUCUUGGUGUUAUCAUUUAGAGGAAAUUUUUCGAAAGGUUCAACACUCAUUUGAAGUCCCAGGGGAACUCACCCAAAUGCCCACCAUCGAGAGAGUAUCCAUGACACGGUAUUUCUACCUUUUCCCUGGGAAUUAACACAGGCAACACACGUGCAGGGAAGGCCUUAAUGUCCAAAAGAGCUGUAAAACUCCUCCUGGAAGAGGUCAGGAAUCACAGAGAGAUGGAAGAGAUGGAGAAAGAAGAGGAGGAGUAGAAAUGACGCCACUGCUUGACUGACAUCCACUGCUCAUAAAUUUUAUGCUCAACUCAAGAAAUGCAAAUAAUGCCAAAGGCUGCAGGACAGUUGAAUUAGCAACUAAGCACAGUACAGUGCCAUGCAUAUCUUUGACACAGUGUGUAUGUGUGCUGGACUACGGACGUCUUCUAUGAUUCUAUGACUCUUCCUCUUCAGCACUUUACUGUGGCCACCAUAGUAAACCAUUAUAUAUGAAGGCUAAUAAGUCAUAAAAGGAAGCUGCAUUUGUCAGUGUGUAAACUCUAAGAUUGGAGGUUAUUUCCUAAACAUUAUGCCUCUCAAGACUAUUAUAUUACCUCUUUGCUGCUUUCUCAGCAUAUUAUUUAAUUUUAAAAGGUGUGGGUUUGGACAUUUUCAUGUACUGUGAAUGUAUUUCUGUUCCUUGAUCUCUGAGCUAGCUUGUCAAUUAGUGCUUCAUUAACACAGAGGCAACACCCCAUAUAACUUGUCCUCAAUUUAGCUCUAGUAGCCUUUAGUAUUAAAAGGGGACUUGAAAAGAAGGCCAAACACUAUAUUAUGACAUCAAGGAUAUUAUAUUUCAAGUCAAGCCAAAAUCUAAUUAAUAGAACAAAUUUGCAUUCCUUAAUGAGACUCAGCUAUGAAUUCUUUUAAUAAAGUGUCAUAUACUUGCAACUGGUGAGUUUGUAUUUAAGGAAUUUGGAAAGAAAUUCACCUUUAAUCAUUCUGGAUGAUGAAAAAGCAGUUUCUAACAAAAAAAAUCUUUUAAGAGAGUUAUGCAAGCCUUUGGCAAAAGGGAGUUUUACUAGCAUUAAGUCAAUGCAAGAGGUUGUGGACUGGAAGGAUCUCUGACUCAGCACUGCACGGUUAGGGAUGGAAACUGAUGGCAGAUAGAUGUUUUCCCCACUCUUGACUUAAACAAUGACAUGAUAGGAAUCGUGCUUACCUUUGAAAGAAUGUAAGCUACGUUAUUAUGGACAUUAGAAGUAUCAAACGUCACCAAAAGCUCAGAAGUGUUUUAAGAUCUCUUUUCUAUUAGAAAAGAAUGGAGCCUUAGUCAUUAUCUCAACUUUGUUAUUAAACAUGAUUCAGAAAUUAACAAAACACUCAUGAUCCCAAACUAUAACCCACCCCCAGUAAGAUAAAAAGGAAUAAAAAAAGUGAGGGAGUAAGGAAUGGGAGAAAGGAAAGAUGGCGAGAAAUGAGGGAGUAAAGCAGAAAGUUUUUUAUAUCCUUUAUGUAGAAUUCGUUACUGGUCAAACCAAAGCUAGAACAUAGUCCUAUGGUACUGGAGUGGUAGUGCCCAGGUAAAAGGUGUCUUUUUUCUCCUAGAAGACCGGAGUAUAAUUUCCAGCACCAUGGGAUAACAUGCUCUCUUCAAAAUGUUUGGUCUCAGGUAUACACGCAGCACACACACACACAUACGCGCGCACACACACACACACACACACACACUGAAUUCUCAAAACUAAUUAGUACGUUUAGGAAACUUUAUCUACUGUUCGAUUGUAUCUAUAUCUAAAUAGUAAAUUUACAACGAACAUAGUCACUACUAUUAAAAUGUAUGGCUAGUAACACUCACCUCCUUUCUAUUGAAUCUUUAGCCAAAUAUAAUUCCACGCCCCAUUUAAAUGAAAACAGAAGCAAAAAAUAUCUGUUUUACUAAUGAUGAAAUCAGUUUCCAAAUAAUAUUUUGCUGAAAGUAGGCUUCUGCUCAAAAUAAUAUGCUCUUUCUUCCACAAUCAAUAAAUCUAUUGCAGUAAAAUUAUUUCACUGGAGAGGAAACAAUGAACACAUUCUUAAGACUAUACCGCUCUGCAAAGAGGCAAGGAAAAGGCCAAACUAAUUAAGUGCAAUAUGUUCCAAUCUUCCAAAUUAGAUAGAUCAUUUUGCUUCCCAUGGUUAGUGAUGAGCAGAAGGAUAGGAGGAAUGGCAGGAGGUUCCAGUUUGGUGUUCUUCCUUCUUGUUAGUGGAUGACAGCAUCUUUUUAUAGGCUAAAACAGCUCUGCAAGAACAACUGAAUCAUAGUUUUCGUCAACAAUGUCUGUCUUUUUGCCAAGAUAUAUCUGAUCCCUUAGCUUACAGGUUAAACAACUUUGGUUACAGGCUUCAUUAAACAUGGAACUGAAUCUAUUUAAUUUUCCUUAGGUCCAUGCUUCACUCUCUGCUGCCAGUGAAAAGUAAAUAUGACAACAAAGUUUGAAAUAUUCAGGGUUACAAAUGUUAUGACAAAGGAAAAAGUUGUAUUGACUUAUAUACACAGAAUAAACUUAACCCAUUUGUGGAAUUUAA